Messenger RNA from Cyprinus carpio (common carp), 1521 nucleotides. Its product is annotated as ankyrin repeat and SOCS box protein 6-like. The record is from RefSeq and is a predicted model, not a curated record. The coding region runs from base 90 to 1376 and encodes 428 amino acids. Lineage: Eukaryota; Metazoa; Chordata; Actinopteri; Cypriniformes; Cyprinidae. Gene Ontology annotation, biological process: protein ubiquitination. Gene Ontology annotation, cellular component: BRCA1-BARD1 complex. The transcript has 8 exons. Gene Ontology annotation, molecular function: protein binding.
CCGGUUCUACAGUGGACUCUGGGAGCUAUGAUCAGGUAUGAAUCAUAGAGCAAGCAGCAGACAGCUAACGUUAGCAGCGUGAAGAGAUCAUGCCUUUCCUGCACGGCUUCAGGAGGAUCGUGUACGAGUACCAGCCGCUGGUGGAUGCUGUGAUGGGUGUCCUGGGAAUAGAAGGAGAAGACCAGCACAGGCGAGAUGAUGAAGACGGCGUGUCUGGGGCUCUGGUGGAGCUGCUGGACAGAGAGUCUCAGUCUCCCGUCUUCAUGGAGGGCAUCAGUUACUCUCUGUUUCGAGCGGCUGAUCUCGGGGUGGUCAGCGCAGCACAGGUGCUUCUGCGUUACGGAGCGGAUCUCAACUUUGAAGACCCUGUAUCGUACUACAACCCCUUACACAUUGCAGUGUUGAGAAACAAGCCAGACAUGGUGCAGAUGUUGAUCUCUCACGGAGCUGAAAUAGAAAAGAGAGACAGGAUUCAUGAAAGCAGUCCUCUUGAUUUGGCCGGUGAGGAGGAGGAUAAGUUGCCGUGUCUGCGUGUGCUUCUGGAUUUGGGUGCUGAUGUGAAUGCAAAAGACAAGAAUGGAAAAACUGCACUGCUUCAUGCUCUGGCCAGCAGUGAUGGACUCACAGUCAAUAAUUUGGACAAUAUACAGCUGCUUCUAGAAAGAGGUGCAGAUGUGAACACCGUCACACAUGAUGGCGAGACCCCCAUGUCUUCCCUCACGUUCCUGGUGAAGGAGGCUCUGGACAGCAGCGCGGAGGACGCGAAGGAGAUCGGGAACUUCUGUACCCGCGUGGCACAUCUUCUGAUCAGCCACGGCGCCGAUCCCAGCUGCUGCUUGAACGCUACCGACGCUGAAGUGUGGGAACAUUCUCUCACCUACAUCAGUCUGGAGAACUACGACCUGCUGUUUCCCCUGACCGCCCUUCUCCUCCAGCACGGCGCUUCCUUCGUCUGCUCUCACCACAGCGCCUCCUACUGGACAGGUCAACAGCUGAUAUUCACACGUCUCGCAGAAGCUCUCCGGGAAGCUUUAGAUGCUGCCGAGGCGGCUGAUGUUUUAGCUAAAGCUGAAGUGCUGUUGGAUCUGGCCAGAAUCUGCUGUCCGUUCAUUCCUCCCCUCUUCCCCCGCUCCGUGCUGGAUCAGAUCUCGACCUGUCAGCCCCUGCUGGAGCUCUACAGCAGACUAGAGGAGCAAGAGAGGCAGCCGCUGCCACUGAGAUGUGUUUGCAGGAGACUCAUCCGCCUCUGUCUGCGGCCCUGGCCCUUCGAGGAGAAGGUGAAAGCCCUGCCACUGCCAGACCGACUGAAGGACUCGCUGCUCCCAGAGAACAGAGCCGGCUGGGACAGAUUCAAACCUCGACCUUCUCAACGCUGACAGACACGAUUUAUGUGUGUGCUUGUGAAUAGAGCCCUUAAUGAUCACUGCAUUUAUUAAAACUCAGAUAAAAAUGACUCGGUGCCUGCCUCUUUUGAUCAGCAUGCAGAAAGAUCAUUUUCCUGAUGAUCUGAGAGGGAGAAAU